Molecule: messenger RNA, 3120 nt
Organism: Sinocyclocheilus grahami
Lineage: Eukaryota; Metazoa; Chordata; Actinopteri; Cypriniformes; Cyprinidae
Product: protein SOGA3
Exons: 8
Coding region: 106-2484 (792 amino acids)
Biological process (GO): regulation of autophagy
Source: RefSeq, a predicted model, not a curated record
GUGGUUUAGACGCGCUACACUGCCAUUACUCUUCCCCCGCAGCGCGAGGACCAGAAGAUGAGAUGUUAAAAGGGUCACAUAUGGAUUACUCGCACAGAUGACAGAAUGGACUCUGUGGAAAACAGCAGCAUGAAGCAGCAGCGCGCGUCCUCGCCAGCCAGAUUCAAAGAUUCGCCGUCCAAAGCGGCUUCCAAAAGCGCGUCUGGCAAAGCCUCCGGCGGCGCGUCAAAGAGCGGCGGUAAGAGCAGCCGCAGUAAUUCUCCGGUCACCAGCAAAGACCGGCAUGCGGCCCGAGGCGCAGCAGCUGUCCACGGCAGUGGAGCAGAAAGCCCGACUCUGAGACGUGCGGAGAAGAGCAAGAGCAUCGAGGAGCGCAGCAGCUCCUCCGAGGAGCCCUACACCACCGACGAGCCGGGCCUGGGGGUGGUGUCCGAUCAGCCGAGCUCCACCAAAUCCUCUCAGGGCAAGAGAGAGACGGCGAGAGCCGAUGGAGGCAAGACGGCCAAGAGCGCAGUAGGCUGCGGCCCGGGCUUCUGGAGGGAGGGAUGCUUGCAGUCUGAGCUCAUACAGUUUCACAUGAACAAGAGCUUGAAGAAAGAGAGCGGCCUGCCGGCGAAGACGCCGAGCUCACCGCUAACGGAGCCGCAGCUGCCGCCCGCCGAUGCAAACCGGCCCUCAGAGGCCUCACCUGCACCAAACCUGGAGCUGCAGGAGGACAUCGAGAGACUGGAGGACGAGAACGAAUACCUGAAGCAUGAAAUUGAAGAAAUGCGAGCGGAGAUGGAUGAAAUGAGGGACACGUUCUACGAGGAAGACGCCUGUCAGUUGCAGGACAUGCGGCGUGAACUGGAGAGAGCCAAUAAGAACUGCAGGAUCCUUCAGUAUCGCCUGCGAAAGGCAGAGAGGAAGAGAAUGCGAUACGCAGAAACCGGUGAAUUUGAUGGGGAACUGCUGAGGAGCCUGGAGCAAGACCUGAAGGUGGCCAAGGAUGUGUCUGUGCGUCUGCACAACGAACUGGAGAAUGUGGAGGAGAAACGAACGAAAACAGAAGAAGAGAAUGAAAGACUGAGGCAACAGCUGAUUGAAGUGGAGGUGACCAAACAGGCUUUACAGAAUGAGCUGGAAAAGACCAAAGAGCUCUCUCUGAAACGAAGAGGAAAAGAUAUAAAGAAAUCAGAGAAGAGGACUCCACAAACCCCAUCAGAGGAGGAAAAUGAAGAUCUGAAAUGCCAGUUGGCCUUCAUCAAAGAGGAGGCUAUCUUAAUGCGGAAGAAAAUGGCUAAGAUAGACAAAGAGAAGGACCGUUUAGAGCAGGAGGUCCAGAAGUACCGCUCCUUUUACGGUGAUAUAGACAGUCCUCUCCCCAAAGGCGAGGCUGGAGGUCCUCCCACCACCCGAGAGUCCGAGCUGAAGCUGCGUCUGCGGCUGGUGGAAGAAGAAGCCAAUAUAUUAGGCCGCAAAAUCGUGGAGCUGGAAGUGGAAAACCGCGGGCUGAAGGCAGAGCUGGACGAUAUGCGUGGGGAUGAGCUGUCUGGAGGGACGAUGGACCCCUCGUCCAGAGAGCAGAGCGAGGCGCUGUCCGAACUUCGGCAGCAGCUUCAGUUGGUGGAGGACGAGGCUGAGCUUCUGCGCCGCAGUUUGUCUGACGUGGAAGAGCAGAAUAAGAAGAUGACCAGCGAGCUCAACAAGCUCAAAUACAAGGCCGGGUCACACGAGGGAUCGCGCUUUAGCAGCGGAGCGGUCGAUGGAGCGAAAUUUGAAGCCCUGCAGGAAGAGCUAAAAGCCGCUAGGCUGCAGAUCAACGAACUGAGUGGAAAAGUGAUGCAGCUGCAGUAUGAAAACCGUGUGCUGCUGUCCAACAUGCAGCGCUACGAUCUGGCCUCUCAUCUUGGCAUCCGCAGCAGCCCGAGAGAUAGCGAUGCAGAGAGUGACUGCGGCCGCAGGGAAAGCGACGACGACUGCUCUCGCCUCACGCCGCAUCGCAAACGUGAGGGUCCCGUCGGUGGAGAAAGCGACUCCGACGAAGUCCUCAACAUCCGGUGCCUGACUCCCACUCGCUCCCUUUACACCCCAGAGGGACGUUUUUUAUCCAGAGGUUUCAAAGACCGCCAGCAGAUGAUCGAUAUCCGGAUGGAGGCGGAGAGAUUGAGCAGGACCAUCGACAGACUCAUCGCUGAUACCAGCACCAUCAUCGCGGAGGCUCGUGUUUACGCCACCAACGGAGAGCUGUUUGGAAGAAUGGAUGAAGAUGACGAGGGCGGUCGGAUACGAGAGCACGAGCUGCUUUACCGUAUCAAUGCUCAGAUGAAAGCCUUCAGGAAGGAGCUGCAGAACUUCAUCGACCGCCUGGAAGUCCCGAAACCAGAAGACCGAGAAACUGAAGAGCCUCUGUCAGUUAUGGAAGGUACAGGAAGUGAUCAUAAUUUCAGGCACAGAAUACAGUCACUCAGCCAAACACAAGCUUACGUUCAAAAACAGCGAUGACAGCUGCGCUUCACUGAUUGCAUAUAUUUGAGGACAAAGUGAAGCCCUUCUCUGACGCUCCAGUGCUUAGAUGAUUUUCUAAAGAACCUUAUAACCAUUUGACAUCUGGAUGUAAAACCCAUUUAAAACCUUUAUUAUGAAGACUGCACUUUAAAAUAAAGAAUGUGUGAUGUGUAUAUAUAUCAAAUUUUGUUUUAAAGGUUGAUGAUCUGCUUUACACUGAAAACUGUGAACAUUGGCAGCUGUUUUAUUUUCUUCUUUUGUACUCAUUGCGACCCUUAAAAAUAACACUAGUUUGUGCACUACUGCAAAAUGUGGCAUUUUUACUGAUUUUGUUGAAAUGUUUGCUCUCUGUCUGUUUGAUUCUCAUAGUUAUUGUCAGUAUGACACGAGUGAAUGGAGUGCAUAUGUAUUUUAAACUGUAGAGAUCUAGUGAAAAGUGUAAAAUACACUCUAAAAGCAGAUAUGUGCAGUUUUUAUUUUUUAGGAUCUUUUCUACCUGACCUAACCUUUGAAAUGUAACUUUGUUAGUGUGACCUAAUCAGGUUGAUAACCAUACUGAAUAUUUUGUGACUUGUUGAUAAGCCAGCGUUUUAUGCAGCUUAAAAAACCAUAAGUAAGCCAUUCAUAGUCUAA